AUUAGAAAACCCCUCUUCAGCCGAAAUCAGAAACCCUAGUUUUCACAAUAAAUUGAAAUCGGGGCGGUGCUGGAGAAGAAGAAGAAGAACAAAGCAAGACAAUCAUGGCGGAGCAUUUGGCUUCUAUAUUUGGUACAGAGAAAGACAGGGUGAAUUGCCCUUUCUACUUUAAGAUCGGUGCGUGUCGGCAUGGUGACCGCUGUUCCAGGCUUCACACAAAGCCUAGCAUCAGUCCGACCUUAGUUCUCUCUAACAUGUACCAGCGUCCUGAUAUGAUCACUCCUGGUGUUGACCCUCAAGGCCAGCCCCUUGACCCUCGCCAGAUCCAGCGCCACUUCGAGGACUUCUAUGAAGAUUUGUUUGAAGAGCUUAGCAAGUAUGGAGAGAUUGAAAACCUUAACAUCUGUGACAAUUUAGCUGACCACAUGGUUGGUAAUGUUUAUGUCCAGUUCAGAGAGGAAGAUCAUGCUGCAAGUGCUCUUCAGAAUCUUACAGGAAGAUUUUAUGCAGGACGUCCAAUCAUUGUUGACUUCUCCCCAGUGACUGAUUUUCGGGAAGCCACGUGUAGGCAGUAUGAGGAAAAUGUAUGUAACCGAGGCGGCUAUUGCAACUUCAUGCAUCUGAAAAAGAUAAGCAGGGAGUUGAGGAGGCAAUUAUUUGGGAAGAGUAGUAGGCGAAGGCGCAGCCAUAGUAGAAGCCGAAGUCCGCGUGGUAAUCGCAAUUAUGAAGAGCCGCGCCCACAGGGAGGCCGUGGUUUUGGUAGAAGAGGAGGUGGAGGAGGUGGUGAUCGCUACCAUGAUAGAGGUAGGAGGCCUAGAAGCAGAAGUCCUGGACGAAGGAGCGGACAGAGCAGAAGUCCUGGGGGUAGGAGAAAUAGAAGUCCAAAUAGGGAAGGAAGUGAGGAGAGAAGAGCAAAGAUUGAACAAUGGAACAGAGAAAAGGAAGAGACGGGUUCUGGGAGGAAUCAUGGUGGUGGGACACGUAGGGAAGACAGGGAAGGCAGUGCUGAGAGGAGGGCAAAGAUUGAUCAAUGGAAUAGGGAGAAAGAAGAGGCAGAUUCUGCUAAAUAUGAUAAUUUUGAUGCUGAUAAUGGCAGGAAUGAUGGUGGUGAUCACUAUGGAGAACAGUUUGAUGAUGAUUACCCGAAGCAGCAGUAGGUAGAAAAUGGAAGUGAUGGCUGCUAUAGUAUUGUUGCUCUGGUUAGUGGUACUUCCAUCGUACUUAUUGUUUCACCUGAAUGUCUUUCAAUCUUAGUGGCACAUUGCAGAAGUAUAGCUCACUGUCCAUUUUCCACUGUGCAGGGUGGAGUACAGGUCCACUGUCCUAUGAUUUUGAAAAAAGCAUUACCCAUCUUUUGUCUUCUUUUUACCAAAUUUUUAAAGUACAGGACUUUGUUUAACAGGGAUCAUAGUGAGGCCUACUUAGGAACACUGCCAUUUUUCCCGACUCUGAUGCAUCCGUUGCUUGCACAGUGAAGCUUGCAGUGCUCAAUUUUUCUUGUUAAUAUUUCCAAUGUCCUUUUUCCUGUCUCCUAUUGACAACUAUUUAUUUCUUAUAUAGGGAACCAGCCAACAGUAAUAUAGCACCUGUUAAUUGAUAUAACAUCUUUUUAACUUUAGGGUCUCUGGUCAAAUGAUUUUUUUUCUUUCCCUGGUUCAUUUUUCCUGAAAAUGGAACAUUUGAUUAAAGUGAUUGGGAGUUAAAAACAUAGCCCUUCCAAGAUUUCUGCCCACCUUAGAUUUGUUAGUUGUCUACAGUCUAAGGGCUUCUCUCUUUCUAGGAUAAUUCAUAGAGUUUGUCAUUCUUAUAAGAUUGAUGUUAUCUAUUCCAAGGUUUUGCAGGUUAAAAGGUUCCUGCUUUGCAGUGGUCGUGCCUACCUUUACAUAGCAGCUUACAAUGGUCUUGUAUACAGGUUUUCUCUGCUGCAGACGAGUCCAUGGGACUUUUAACAUGCUAGGGAUGACGAGAAGUGAAGGAACCAAGUCCAUGAACCUAUGAAGUUCUUUCCGUUUUGGAGUUUUACCAUUUGUUAGGCAUUACAGGUUUAUAUCCUCAAAGACAAUAGUGCUGUGUAUAACUGUACUGGUCUGUGACCUGUUGGGUUGAGUUUCAUUUCAGUAUUUAAUCGUGUUUACUUUCAGUGGUUUGGAGGUUUCUGUUGAAACAAAUUUGCUGAAGAGAGCAGGAUUUUUAUGUGGUAAUUGCUAGACUGCAGUAUAAACUCCUUUUGCAGUU
Solanum verrucosum is the source of this 2235-nucleotide messenger RNA. Its product is annotated as splicing factor U2af small subunit B-like. Gene Ontology annotation, biological process: mRNA splicing, via spliceosome. NCBI's taxonomy places the organism in Eukaryota, Viridiplantae, Streptophyta, Magnoliopsida, Solanales, Solanaceae. Gene Ontology annotation, molecular function: pre-mRNA 3'-splice site binding; metal ion binding. Gene Ontology annotation, cellular component: spliceosomal complex; U2AF complex. Bases 105 to 1157 code for a protein of 350 amino acids. The transcript is spliced from 5 exons. The record is from RefSeq and is a predicted model, not a curated record.